GUUCGCAGUCAGUGGCGUGUUCUUUGGCGAAACACAGACUUAGCCAUUCCAUCUGCCUUUCAAACCUGCCGAGUUUCGUUAUAUAAUUACACCGAGAUCGAAUCCUCGCUUCUCCAUCGGCCCACUUGGUUCUCCAUAGCCUAAGCAAUCGUCUCGCAAAUGGCGCGAACAAGUGUGAAAAGGAGACAUUCUGAUCUGCCGCGUUUCGAAUCAGUCGUCAGAAUCUCCAAUCUCCCUAUAGUAGAGAAUAGUAUACAUAUUGCUGGUAAUGUGUACGAUAAGUUAAAGCGUUCGAAUUCAUUGAUGAGUUGGAGUUUGUGUACCGCUGAACAGUCAUUCGCGAUUGCAACAGCAUCAGCGAAACCUGCGAUUUAUGCAUUAAAUGGGCCUAUCACGACCAUCGAUCAGUUGCUCUGUAAAGGUAUCGAUAUCGUUGAACAAAGAGUACCAGCCGUGCACCUUCCUCCUCAUAUCAUGUACUGCAAUGCACGAGAAUACGUGAACAACAAAAUCGUUAGGCCUGUUCUGAUGCGUGCCGGAAGCGUGAAGCUGAUAGGGAGCCAAGCUGCAAACGCUGCAGCAGAGAGAUUAGACAACGCUCUAACUGUCGCGGAUAAAUAUGUUGAUCGUUACUUACCUGCCGAUCCCACCGACAAAACCGAUGAUGCUAACCCUCCCGAAUUGGUAAGUAAAACCACACGAACGAUCAAACACGGAGCCAGGCUAUCUAGGAAGUUACAAAAGAGACUAACGCGUCGGACGUUAGCAGAAGCUCGAGCUCUUAAGGAACAAGGAACGGAAUGCAUUCAUGUGCUUUUGUAUGUUGUAGAGUUGUUAGCGACAGAUCCAAAAUUAGCGCUUCAAAAGGCUAAAGAGCUUUGGAAAACGUUAAGUUUACCUGAACCAGAAAAUCAAGCCCGGCCAGCUACUCUGGAACAGUUAUUGGUCCUCUUAACACGCGAAUCCGCGCGUCGUAUCGUUCAUCUGGUGAAUGGGACAGCGGCAUUAGCAGCUAGGACUCCUCGCAAUCUUGGCAGGAUCCUCACUAGAAUUUCGCACCAAUUGCUCGUUGUUGCAGAUGCUACGUUGAAAGUGAUGCCAGUUAUUGGUAAAAAGGAUGCAGCCAGAGAACACAUAUCUUCAAUACGUUUGGCUAUACACAGGCUCAAUUCAACCACAAAUCACUUGUUGGAGCAGUUUGCAGCUUUUCUAGCUGGUCGUCCAAGCGUUUCCAAAGUAACACACGUCCAGAGUCAUCAGCAAAACCACAAUAACCACAUGUCGAUGUCUUCCAAUCCACCAGUAAAUGGUAUCGAGUAACGAAGUCGUGCUUAAAAGUUAUUCUGCGUGAGUUUCAUCCAUAAUAGUUUUUAUUUCAAGGUUGAUAACUCUCAGGAAAAUUCCGGAUUGAAAUUUCACAGAUAAAUAAUGUCCACUCCACCGAAAUAACGUAGUUUCGAAUCAUUAUACUUACCACACUCGGGCAUAAGCUAUUAAUAUUCUUCUUUUAUGGAGGACACAGUAUAUCGGUGUCAUUCUAAGUUUUCAAUUCUUCAACUGAACACUUAACUACCUUUAUCUUUAGUACGCAACUGUAAUACAUAGAGAUAAGAAAGUGCAAAAAAUAAAUAUUAUAAUAAUUUCAUAGUCAUUAUGAUACCAUU
Messenger RNA from Eufriesea mexicana, 1664 nucleotides. Its product is annotated as lipid storage droplet-1. Lineage: Eukaryota; Metazoa; Arthropoda; Insecta; Hymenoptera; Apidae. Gene Ontology annotation, cellular component: cytosol; lipid droplet. The coding region runs from base 160 to 1320 and encodes 386 amino acids. The record is from RefSeq and is a predicted model, not a curated record. Gene Ontology annotation, biological process: lipid storage; positive regulation of triglyceride storage. The transcript has 8 exons.